Messenger RNA from Scaptodrosophila lebanonensis, 1909 nucleotides. Its product is annotated as glucose dehydrogenase [FAD, quinone]. Bases 1 to 1848 code for a protein of 615 amino acids. Gene Ontology annotation, molecular function: oxidoreductase activity, acting on CH-OH group of donors; flavin adenine dinucleotide binding. Lineage: Eukaryota; Metazoa; Arthropoda; Insecta; Diptera; Drosophilidae. The transcript has 2 exons. The record is from RefSeq and is a predicted model, not a curated record.
AUGGCGUUUGGCACAAUGACGUCUUUGCUUGGCAUGAUACCCCUCCUGGCGAUCGGCAUGAACUUCUAUCGCUAUCAAAGCGUCGAUCCCGAGAACAAGGUGCAGGAGGCACAAACCGUGCGUCGCCAAUAUGACUUCGUUGUGGUGGGCGGUGGCUCAGCUGGCGCCGUGGUGGCAAAUCGACUGUCCGAGGUCCGCAAUUGGACGGUGCUGCUUCUCGAGGCGGGCGGCGACGAGACCGAGAUCUCCGAUGUACCUGCUCUGGCAGGAUAUCUGCAGUUAACCGAGCUGGAUUGGAAGUAUCAGACAACCCCCUCCUCCACACGACAGUAUUGCCAGGCGAUGAAGGGCGAUCGUUGCUUCUGGCCACGCGGCAAGGUUCUAGGUGGUAGCUCUGUGCUCAAUGCCAUGGUGUAUGUGCGUGGCUCGCGUAACGACUACGACCAUUGGGCAUCGCUGGGCAACCCAGGCUGGGGUUAUAACGAGAUGCUCAAAUACUUCCUCAAGUCGGAGGAUGUGCGAAAUCCCUAUUUGGCCGCCACACCCUAUCACGAAACAGGCGGCUAUCUCACCGUACAAGAGGCCCCUUGGCGCACACCUCUCUCCAUUGCCUUCCUUCAGGCGGGCAUGGAAAUGGGAUACGAAAACCGUGAUAUUAAUGGCGCCCAGCAAACGGGCUUUAUGCUCACCCAGAGCACCAUACGUCGCGGGGCCCGUUGCAGCACGGGCAAGGCUUUCAUCCGACCAGUGCGUCUGCGCAAAAAUCUUGACGUAUUGCUGCACGCGGAGGCCACACGGCUGAUUAUCGACAAGCAGAAGCGUGCAGUGGGCGUGGAAUAUAUGAAGGCCGGUCGCAAGCAGCUGGUGUUCGUGCGGCGUGAGGUUAUCGUGAGUGCGGGCGCACUAAACACACCCAAGCUGCUCAUGCUGAGCGGCAUUGGACCAGGCGAACAUCUACAGGAGCAUAACAUACCCGUCAUCUCAGAUUUGCCCGUGGGCAACAACAUGCAGGACCACGUGGGCUUGGGCGGCCUCACGUUUGUAGUGGAUGCACCCCUCACCGUGACUCGCAAUCGCUUUCAGACUAUUCCAGUCUCCAUGGAAUACAUCCUACGCGAGCGCGGACCCAUGACCUUUUCGGGUGUGGAGGGCGUGGCCUUUGUAAAUACGAAGUUCCAGGACCCAGCAGUCGACUGGCCUGACGUACAGUUCCAUUUCUGUCCCAGCUCGAUUAACUCAGAUGGGGGCGAGCAGAUACGCAAGAUUCUGAAUUUACGCGACGGCUUCUAUAACACCGUCUACAAGCCACUGCACAACAGCGAAACUUGGUCUAUACUGCCACUGCUGUUGCGGCCCAAAAGCAGCGGGUGGGUGCGCCUCAACUCACGGAACCCGCAGCAGCCGCCAAAGAUCAUACCCAACUACUUCGCGCACCAGCAAGACAUUGACGUACUGGUCGAGGGCAUCAAGUUGGCCAUCAAUGUGUCCAACACACAGGCCUUCCAACGCUUCGGCUCGCGACUACACAACAUUCCGCUGCCCGGUUGUCGGCAUCUGCCGUUCCAAUCGGACGCCUACUGGGCGUGCUGCAUCAAGGAGUUCACCUUCACCAUCUAUCAUCCAGCCGGCACGUGUCGCAUGGGCCCCAGUUGGGAUGUGACUGCGGUGGUGGAUCCACGAUUGCGUGUCUACGGCGUCUCUGGCAUACGCGUGGUGGACGCCAGCAUUAUGCCCACCAUUGUCAAUGGCAAUCCUAAUGCCCCGGUCAUUGCCAUCGGGGAGAAGGCCUCGGACAUGAUCAAGGAAGAUUGGGGCGCACGCAAAGCACCACCCGCUAAGGCCGGCUGAAACGGACCUUAGUUAGUUCCGCUCAACGUAUUUCGCUAAUUUCAUAAACUAGUCAAUUGCG